AUGCAGGCUUUGUGGUCGAGAGCCGGCCAGGCCCAUCGCUGCGGUUGCCGCCGCGCCAGCGAUGCAGUUGUGAGCACUCUCGGCCGCCGAGUGACAACCGCGACUCGACCACGCAAAGUCACCAUCGCCGAUGUCUUUACAGCAUGCUACAGCUCCAUGUUUGCGACUGCCGCUCUUGUCGACGCCGUAGUAAAGGAGGAUCGACGACAGGAACUGGAUCGACUGUUGGAGGAGACACGGCGGGAAUUGGCCCAGCUGCAACUCCAAAACCUCGAGGCGACCCAGAGUACGACAGAAAACAUUUCCCUUGGUCAAAUGCACCACUUAUGGGAGUCUAUCAAGGAUAUGUACACGAACCGACCAUACAUGAAGGAGAUCUACAGGCCUGCCACCAUCCGAAUCGACGAAUUUCUCAACCGGGUACAGACUGAACAAUACCAAUGUCCAGACAAGGCAACGAUGGAUGCUUACCGACGGACGGAUUAUGAGAAUCUCGAGCAGACCAUCAUGCACGAGGAAACAGACGACAGCAUCGUUCAUAGGAGGCCAAUGAACCCCAAGCAGCUCCACAACGCUGGACGUACGGUCAAUCACCUUAUCCAGCAAUUACUCAAACGAGCUGCUGCUCACGACAAAUCCAACUUACCCAGCCCCAGCUUUGACGAGGCUGUCAAGUUUGCGGACCAAAUUCCUUCUUACAAGUUUCUUGUGGAAUCCGAUUUGGAAAUGAUGAAGAAGAACCGGGCUACGUUGAAUCUUGGCCUCCGCAAGGUUGUUGGCUCAUCACUGAAUCUCAAAGAAAAGGUCGGCAGAGUGUGCUACAACCUGCUUGUUUCUGCCUACCCGGCUGAUAUGCACACGUACAACACACUCAUUGUGGCUUUCGACAGGCAUGGCUACAAGUAUUUGGCAGAAUCAGUUGUCAAUUCCUUCUACUACUAUCGACGACUAAGCCCAACACCAUCGACGUUUGUGGCCAUUUUGAAUCACUACAAAGACUCGGGCAACUACGGUCGGUUCUUACGUAGCCUUGCGUGUAUCACUGGGCUUGAUGACAAAACAGGGGCCAAGGUGAGACGCAGGUUAGCAGAAGGGUUUGACUCUUCAAGAAGCAGGCGCGACAGAAUCCAGACGUGGACGCAAACGGGUGACUAUUUCUGGCAGCACGCGCCACUAAACAAACCUGUCGUCGAGGCUGUUAUACACGGUCUUCUUCGUGUGAACCUUAUUGAUCAAGCCGCCAUGUUCUUCGUGUCCUGUAUGAAGAAUGAGGUUGUCCUUGGCACACAAAUCAUCAAACAGUUGUUUGAUGAGUGUAUUGCCGCUCUCGACUGGAGGUCUGCCGUGCGUCUGAUACAAGGUUUUGCGCAUUGUUCCUUUACAUGGCCCUCUAUGCUGCUCGGCAGGGACCGAGAUACAGCCUACCUUAUCGGCCGACUACGAGUCUUGCUCGACCUCGCUGGUCUACAAAACUCAACUGGUGAAGUGUCCACGUCAGUUCUCGACAACUUGUCAAUACCCAAUUUCGGAUUUCGGAAAUUCCUAAGUGAUCUGGCAACAGCAGACUCAACUUCCCAGCUCGAGAUACAAGACUCGACAACUGGUCUUGUCAGCUCUCCGGGGAGGAGGUUGCUUCAGAUUGAAGCCCUAUGGAAGGAACAGGAUUUUAUUGCAAAGACUAUACGUUCUAUCGAGAGUAAACUGCUUUACCCCGAUUUACCUCAAAACUUCCGCGAGUCCAUGGCCUCUCAUAUAGGAAAAACUGCAGCGAACAAUGUUGUGGGGCUAAAUAGAGAGAUCAUGGAGGUUUUGGCGCGACUCCCCCGUUCGGACAGGGUUGAGAAAGGCCUUGCGGAGUGCAAGAUAUUCGAAGACGCUUCUGUUGCUUUUUAUGAGAACAGCGCUUCUGUUCCUCGUUCCAAGAACAGCGUUUCUGGUGCUCUUUCGGACAAUAGCAUUUUUGAGAAGUUGAUGCAAUCAAGGCGGACGACGACAGGUGAACAAACAGAUGCAGAGCUUGCGGUGUCAUUGCGAGAUGAUGAGCCACAAAUGCCCUUGACGGGGACGACAGCAAAUAAGCGAACGAAUACAGCAGGGCGUAAGCCACUGCGGGCGAGAUCAAUGAGGCGGACCACAUUGUCAGCGACAGAUGAGCGGGUGGGAUAUUCGGAGAGGCCAAGUUUCGGUUAG
Molecule: messenger RNA, 2190 nt
Organism: Fusarium pseudograminearum CS3096
Lineage: Eukaryota; Fungi; Ascomycota; Sordariomycetes; Hypocreales; Nectriaceae
Exons: 1
Coding region: 1-2190 (729 amino acids)
Source: RefSeq, a predicted model, not a curated record